This is a messenger RNA of Paramuricea clavata, 398 nucleotides long. NCBI's taxonomy places the organism in Eukaryota, Metazoa, Cnidaria, Anthozoa, Malacalcyonacea, Plexauridae. The record is from the annotation of a GenBank genome assembly.
AUGUCUUUUCCAGAUCCUCAUCUCCCUUGCACUCGUUGCUGCAGUGAAUAUGAAUGUCCGUAUUGUCCUAAACUUGCGUUUCCAAAUUCUUAUGCUCUCAUUAAACAUUUAAGAAAAAGCUUUUCGCAUAAAGAACGAGACGAAGCUUUUUGGUGCGCUUUAUGCAAGGAGUCAUUCUUAAGUAAAGUUGGUUAUAUCCAUCAUCUCAAACAAAAGCGGAUUCACAAGUAUGAUCUUCAUCAGGCUGCAUGUUGUGGGAGAUUUCAAGAUGUUGGCCAAUUCAUCCACACUGAAGACGCAGAUGCUACAGGGGCUUCACAUAAGGUUAAAUUUGGUAAUCCACCUCUUCAGAUCGGUUUGACACCAAUGCACUGUGCCGCAUUCAUGGGAUAUUCAAG